UUUAAAAACCCAGUGGAAAUAUGUGCUCUUACUUUACGUGUGACCAGGUACAAUUUCCUUUAAACACAUUGGAAAUCUGAGUCAACAGUUCAUAAAAAACCCUGUAAUAAGAAGGAAAAAUACAAAAUAUAAAAAGAAAACACGACACAGAAGGGUGGCACUAUGUACACGGACAAGACAGGUGCUAGUAUGUACAGUUUGGGAUACAGUUUUUAAAUUAUAUAGUUUUAAGUAAUACUAUGUCACACAUUGCACAUGAUAAGUGUAGUGAGGUAGUGUUGGGUUCUGUAGACAUAUUUCAAUGGUUUUGUGAUAAGAAUGGAACAACAUAUAAGAAUUAGAUUCUCAGUGGCCAUGGCAUUUGGCCACCAGGUGGCACUGUGGCAGCAGCCUCCUGGUGUACAUUUAGGAAUCUGUCUGUUUGUAUGUCCAGCUUCCCCACAGGUAGAUCUGAUGAAGUUUAAAUGCUUCUGUCAAUAAAAACAUGCUAAUAGACAUUAAAAAACCCUCAACACCGGUGUGUGUGGGGCUGUUUGGUGGCAGCGUCCCACCCGGCUGUGAUUGCAGAGACGGGCCGGGGACGAGGGAGAAGCCGAUAACAGGCACAUGAAAGCAAAGUCCAGAGUCCAGCUGCUGCCGCACACCUGUGAGCGGAGAGGCUUUUCUCUUUGCCAUUUCUCCAAUUGUUCCGUGAGAUUCGGGGGGGAGAAAACAUGGAGCAGAUCACCGACUGCCUCUGCAGGUAUAAAAACUACAACUUUGGCAUCGGUCUCACAACUCCGGAGCACAUCGAUUCCCUCCAGAGCUUUGAGAUCCGAGACAGCGACGUCCUCCUCGUCACGUAUCCAAAGUCAGGUACCAUAUGGACCCAACAGAUCAUCAUCUCCAUCUGCGAGUCGGCCGGUGGUCUGCACGAAUAUCCAAACUACUUGGAGCAGAUGCCGUGGCUGGAGUACACGGAGGGCCGAGGAGACUACGCCCUGCGCCCGUCUCCUCGCCUGUUCUCCUCUCACCUCACCCCGGCCCUCCUGCCCCCGGGACUGAAGGCCAAGAAGGCCAAGAUUAUCUACGUGACGCGGAAUCCAAAGGACAACAUCGUCUCCUAUUUCCACUUCAGCGGCAACAGCGGCGACCUGGAGACGCCCAAAAGUUUUGAGGACUUCUUUGAGCAAUAUGUGACGGGAAAUGUUGGAGCGUCGUCCUGGUUUGACCACAUCAGGGACUGGCAUUCAAAGAGAGACCAGUACAACAUCCUCUUCCUGUCCUACGAGGACAUGAUUCUGGACCUGAAGGAGGCGGUGACCAAGAUCUGCCACUUCUUAGGGAAGAACCUGAGCGACGCAGCCGUUGAGCAAGUCGUGGAAAAAUCCACAUUUAAGACCAUGAAGAAAGACGUAAAAGCAAACUACGAGUUUUUGCCAGAAGAAAAGGUGAAGAAAGACUUCAUGCGCAAAGGUAAAAUCGGUGACUGGAAGAACACCUUGACCGAGGCUCAGAGUCAAAGAGUCGAUCAACUCCUUCACGAGACACUCGGUGAGAUGUCUCUGAAGUUCAUCUGGGAGUAGGACCUCGACAUGUUAAUAUCCAACUUUUAUGAGAGGCAUCGCCAUAAUAAUGUAAAAUCAUUU
Cyclopterus lumpus (lumpfish) is the source of this 1628-nucleotide messenger RNA. RefSeq names its product amine sulfotransferase-like. The record is from RefSeq and is a predicted model, not a curated record. Gene Ontology annotation, cellular component: cytoplasm. NCBI's taxonomy places the organism in Eukaryota, Metazoa, Chordata, Actinopteri, Perciformes, Cyclopteridae. Gene Ontology annotation, biological process: sulfation. Bases 714 to 1565 code for a protein of 283 amino acids. The transcript is spliced from 6 exons. Gene Ontology annotation, molecular function: sulfotransferase activity.